Molecule: messenger RNA, 3161 nt
Organism: Lytechinus pictus (painted urchin)
Lineage: Eukaryota; Metazoa; Echinodermata; Echinoidea; Temnopleuroida; Toxopneustidae
Product: epidermal growth factor-like protein 7
Exons: 8
Coding region: 1-855 (284 amino acids)
Biological process (GO): anatomical structure development
Cellular component (GO): extracellular region; cell surface
Molecular function (GO): calcium ion binding; signaling receptor binding
Source: RefSeq, a predicted model, not a curated record
AUGGAUGCUUCUGAACGCAGGCUUAGGCCUCUGUAUUCAGAACCAAAUUCUGUAUCCUCUUUAUAUUAUGUUGGCUGGAUCAUGCUUCAUGUAUGUAGAGAACAACAAUCGAAUCAAAUUCAACAGAACGUCCUUCAAGUCGAAAGCUACUGCCAGCCUACCUUCAAACAUUACUUCGCUCGGUGUGCUGCCCCCAACGGUGAAUACAGGCUAUGUAGCAGAUACACAACCAUGUACCACAUUGCCUAUCGGAGGAGGUACGUCCCCCCUUCACCGCCCGCUGAUCGGUAUGAAUGUUGCCCUGGAUGGAGACAAGCUCAUAAAUACGCAAAAGGCUGCACGGAAGCAAUCUGUACACAAGAAUGUCAGAAUGGCGGAAGAUGUUUGAGGCCGAAUACCUGCGCCUGUCCGGCGGGCUGGACCGGUCAAUAUUGUGAAAUUGAUAUAAAUGAGUGUGAAGGCACGUCGCAUGGCUGUCAACAAAGGUGCGAAAAUAAAGAGGGAAGCUUUGCAUGUAAAUGCCAGACCGGGUUCACGUUAGCGGAAGACGGAAAAUCUUGCGCAGUUUGCUUAACAUGUACACCGGAAUACGACUUUCUACUAGCAAGAGUUAAUUUAUUAGAAAGGGAUGUCGCUCAACUACGGCAUAAUCAGUCCGCCCAUGCUGCCGCCCAUGCUGCUGCCAGUCAGCCGGUCCCCAAGCAACCUCUAGCUAUCAGCGCCCUCCCUCUACCAAAUGAUCAGUAUAUAGCACAGAUGCAACGAGUGGAAUCGCUUAGUGAACAAAUAUCCAUGCUCGAAGAGAGACUAGCAGAUUGUUCAUGUCGAAGACGUAACAACAAAGGCCGGAGAUAAGCAAGGAUAAAUUAUGGCGCUUCAUUUGCUGCUUUGAACAUUCUGCAAAAUAUUAGUCAGAAACUUUAAAGAAUAACAACCUUAUGCAGACCUUAUGAAAAUUGAUCCGCAAUCAACGAUCACCUUCUUGAAGUGUGGACUUCCAGCGACAGUUCUGCGCAUUCUGAUCUUCACCAUCUUUUAUCCAGGUCUGGGACCCAUGCGAGGGCUCUCUGUCUCUUAUAUCACGUGAUUGUAUGAGAUGAAAUGCGUAAACUGUGACCAGUGGUUGUUUUGAGUUUUUGAGAACCGAUGAGCUUUCUUGGAAGGAAUAAUUGUUUAAACGCUUUCGGCAUCAUGACAUUGUGAUAUGAAAUUUGGAUCAAAACGCUGUAGGGUUUUCUCUAUGCAUCCAAAAUUGAGGGGAUAGGUUUUUUUUUAUGAGACGUCAGAAAUUAGUGGUGUUUAAUUAACAUUAAGGUACUUGUGUCGUACAAUCUGUGAUAGAUGAAAACAUUAUUCAUUUGUAUAGAUGUAACUCUAUUCAUAACCGUCAUUCAUUAUGUGUAUAUUCCUAAAUAUGAAAGACGGCUAUGCAUUUAGUUUUUUUUAAUCACCAUGCAUUUCUAAAAGCAUGACAAAUGUCAUUCACAGGCGCAGCAUUCGUGUCAUAUAUCCUAUGAGGGUUGCUAAUCACAAUCUCCUUGCAGAGUUUAGUAAGGACCGCUAUUCAUAAUAUGUUAGGAAGGUUACAUGCCACGAGGUAGCGGCCCUAUUUAUUAUUCUCGUUGAGGAUAAGGUGUUUACUACUAUUCAUAAUGUGCUAUCAUAAUGAUAGAGGUUUGUCGUAAUAGAAAAAUAAUUCCUUUUUAUUUCCUCCAGAAAUACCACCCCUAUUUUUAUGUCACCCGUUUUGUAUCAUGAAUUGGGGCACGUCUGAUUACAGGCCCCGGAAGAAUAUCAUGAUUACCGUAAUUCUCUUCGAAUUACGAAGAAUGACUUUUCUUUUAAUCAUGAAAAGUGCUUUGAAUGAUGAAUAGCUGUCCCAAAGAAUAGCUAAUCCCUCCCUUCAUUUAGUAAUUUAAUUGAAUAUUUGAUUUUUGUGAUGUAUUCUUUUUGUGCUAUAAAGGUUAAUGUAUGCUAAAAUUAUAAAUUCCUAUUUAUACUAGAUAAAUGCAAUGGCUUAGAAUAGAUUUUUGCUUAUUGUAACUUUGCGGGAUCGAUGGUAGAUUUAAUACUUUAGUCAUAGUCAGAUUUAUAAAUUUAUUCAAAUAAUAGACUCGAAACUAUCGUAUUAGAUAUUAUUAAAUAUAUUGUAGCAAUGAUAUAAUAAUGGGAUUAAAUGUGGCAUUUCCUGUAUACGAAAUAGUAUGAUUUUUACUAUAGUUUUGUGUGCACAAAAUUAAUAUUUUUGGGAAGAAAAUAUCGUUGUAACCUAAAAGUUAUUUCAGUAUUCAUUAUAUUUAAUAGAUUUUUCAGAAAAUAAAAUUUAACAAAGAUCCGAAUCGUAAUUUUCCGAAGGAUCUCUUUUCAGUUUAUUUGUAUUUUCUUUUGAAAGAGAUCCUUUUAUUAAAUAUUCAUUUCAGAUCAAGUGUCUUCUCGAAGGCUUUAUAUCAUACUAUAGCCACACCAUCUGGCUCGUCUAACAUUAGAAAUGGAAUGGAGUUUCUCGAAUGCCCGUCAUGACGAAGAACAAAAAAAAGAAGUAUUUUUCGAAAAUUGGUCAAUCAAAAUAGCAGUUCAGUCCUUGAUUCUGGUCAAACGACAUAUUUGCAAUUAUUCGUCAGCUCUGACAACUAGGACGAAACUGUUGUUCCGGUUCACCAAUUUUCGACAACUCUCGUCUGAAAAUGUCUAUGGACAUGGAAGAUAUUGUACGGCUGUAGACAAGAUUGAAUACGAAUCAAAAAGUAAAAAAAAUCUCACCGAUUUAUUUCAGAGACAGCAAUGUCUUGUAGUAUCAUGUGACAUUGCCUGUUCUAUUGACCCUUAUCUAUGUAAUCGUCCAUUUCUAAAGUGGAUUGAAUGUACGUCGUGUAAUAGUACACGUACAUUAUACAUUGACAGAAUUGGUUUUGUUGGCAUUAACGCGAUUAACGUCAAGAAAUACUGACGUUUUACAUUUGCCAUGCUUAUUAUUAUUAUCAUGAUUAUAAUAUUCUAUUGUUGAGUUAAAACAAAUGCGGUUGAAUGUGCUAUGUUAGCAAUGUGUAAAAUAUUUAUUGUUUGGCCGAAGCCUGUGUAAAUUGAAUCGUUCAAUAAUGGGUGCUGGGAUGGCGUUUAACCGAUUUAUGCAAAUAUACUUCAAACGCAUUUUUAUAUACUAA